Molecule: messenger RNA, 2348 nt
Organism: Pollicipes pollicipes
Lineage: Eukaryota; Metazoa; Arthropoda; Thecostraca; Pollicipedomorpha; Pollicipedidae
Product: zinc finger protein 1
Exons: 9
Coding region: 206-2125 (639 amino acids)
Biological process (GO): anatomical structure development; regulation of transcription by RNA polymerase II
Molecular function (GO): RNA polymerase II cis-regulatory region sequence-specific DNA binding; DNA-binding transcription factor activity, RNA polymerase II-specific
Source: RefSeq, a predicted model, not a curated record
AAAAGGUGUGCGUGCCCGGGCAGAGCGCCGCCGUGCACGGCACGUACGACAGCAGGUCGGCUCGCUGGGUGUGGACAAGGCGUCGUGGGCAGCAUGCCAGCCGGCGUUUGAGACGCAGACACGGCGAGCGCGGCGCGCGGCCCGGUCCAGCCAGCCCCAGUCACCGGUCGGUUACGGUGCGAUCAAUAGGCCAGCUCGGCACGCCAUGAACGUGGGGGCCGCCGGCAAAACGGGAGGUGCCAGCGGCCGUCGCAAACAGGCCAAGCCGCAGCGGAAGAACGUUGACCUGGACGUGUCAGCCAUGGUGGAGAUGUCGACCGACGAGGAGCCGUCACGUCCGCUGGCGGCCGGCCGCGGCGGCAGCGACGGCGAGACGGAUACCAACGACGAAGCCGAGAGCGAGCUGACCAUUGACAUGGAGGCCGGCCGGCCGAGCCCGACCGACGCCGACGCCGACGCCGACGCCGAUGCCGAUGCCGACGCCGACGCCUGCCACAACAACAACGUCAGCGAGCAGCGCAAGAUCCAGGAGUACAUGACGCGCAAGGACACGGCCGUCAUCUUCGCCGAGCCGGUGGACGCGACCCACGAGUCGGCUCCAGUGGCGGCGCUGACGCUGAAGGGCGGCCUGGCCGGCUCCACCGGGCUGGGGGCGCCGGCGCUGGCCUCGCCCAUCGGCCACAUGUGCCAGACGUGCGGCAUGACCUUCCCCUCCAAGGAGAAGCUGGAGGUGCACGAGGUGGGCCACGGUCCCCCCACGCAGGUGUCCUGUCACGUGUGCAACAAGACGUUCGCCCACAUCUACGGCCUGCAGCGACACAUGAUCAGUCACGAGGAGUCGGCAAACGUGCGCAAGUUCAAAUGCGACAUUUGCAGCAAGGCUUUCAAGUUUAAACACCACCUGAAGGAGCACACCCGGAUACACAGCGGCGAGAAGCCGUACGUCUGCACCGACUGCGGCAACCGGUUCUCUCACUCGGGCUCGUACUCGUCCCACCGCUCGUCCAAGAAGUGUCGCGGCCGCACCCUGCAGCAGAGCCAGGCCAAGGGCUCGCCGGCGCUGCGGUUCGAGCUACCGUUCCCGCUGUACACUGGCGGCCAGCCGGGCCAGGUGGCGGUGAGCGCCGCCGGCCUGCCGCCGCCGCCGGCGCCGCCGGCCGCCGGCCCGCCGCCCGAGCCGGUCGCCGCGCAGAAGCUCAGCGACGACGAGCUGCAGCGCAGCGUGCAGCAGAUGGUCGACUCGCGGCACGAGCAGCUGUGCCGCGCGGCCGUGCCCGAGGGCGAGCGGCUCAGCGAGGGGCUGGCCGCGCGACUCAGCGAACUCAUGGCCAAACAGCAGAAGACCACCGGCCCCGGCCCGGAGGAGACCAGCGACAACGAGUCGUCGCAGCACAGCGACGAUGGCCAGAAGCAGCGCGUGCGCUACAAGUUCUCGGACGAGCAGCUGCUCGUGCUGCGGACAAGCUACAUCAUGAACUCGAAGCCGCGCCGCGAGGACGUCAACCGCAUCUCGGAGCGACUGGGCAUCUCGCCGGAGGUGGUGCGCGUCUGGUUCCAGAACACGCGCGCCCGCGACAAGCGUGAGGGUAAGCCGUUCGCGCUGCCGUGCUUCCCGGCGGGCCUGGUGCGGCCGACGGCCGAGCGGGCCGCCGCUGCCACGCCGCCGCCGCCGCCCGGCGCUGUGACGUCCGAGGGCGGCCCGAUGACGUCAGCGGUACAGCAGCUGCUGCGCGCCGCCGAGCAGGAGAUAUACGCGGAGACGAGGAAGCGCCAGCAGGCCGAGCUGAGCGGAUCGGGAGACGACUCGUCCAGCGAGACGGGCAAGAAGCGGCGGCUGGCGCGGCCCGGCGAGGACCUCUUCCAGUGCGACCAGUGCGACAAAGCCUUCAACAAGCAGAGCUCGCUCGCCAGGCACAAAUACGAACAUUCCGGCAUGAGGCCGUACAAAUGCGAGGACUGUCCGAAAGCCUUCAAGCACAAGCACCACCUGUCGGAGCACAAACGUCUCCACAGCGGCGAGAAACCAUACCAGUGCAAGAAAUGCCUCAAGCGCUUCUCCCACUCGGGCUCCUACAGUCAGCACAUUAAUCACCGGUACGCCUACUGUAAACCGUACCGGGAGUAGACCAAAUCAGCUGAGCCCGGCGCGUGCGGAAGCCAUCAGCUGGUGGCGGACCGGCGCGCCGGCUCUCUAUGUAUUCCAUAAUGAUAGCGCCAACUCGUCGACAUGCGAUGGUUUUAUCGAAAUUACAACGACAUAAUAAUUGUUACGAUGCAAUAAGGUUUCACCGUGCGUCUCCGAUUACUGUCUUACACAGAUGUGGACUGUGAUGGAUGAGGAGAAAGAU